GCUCAUCAUCCAGUUUCUGAAAGGCGAGUCUCUUCAUCACUAGAAUCCCACAGCAUGUGUUGCUCUGGGAGGGAGUUUUCUACUUCAACAGAGCACAAACGGGCAGCUUACUCCACGCAGCAAGGAGAACGAUUUGCCGACCUCUCAGGCCGCAGAAUGUGGACAGCAGCAUAGAGCGGGGACUUAAGAGCGCCACUAACUAGAACACUGUCAAGGCAGGGCUGUGAAGCAGUCAAUCGGUGCUUUCGGCUUGACAUCUGACAGCAAUCCAAAACUGUAGCGUUCUGCACUCAAACAGCUGCUGCGCUUCAAACUUAGCCCUUUCCUGCAGUCCUUCAAGUGGCUCGCAGUAUUCAUCUAUUUCUUCAAGAACCUACAUUUGGAAAGCUGCUUAUGCAUGGUCAGAAACAGCGGAUACCGGAGCGCAAAGGUGUUACGCCCGUAAAGACGGGCAUUUCUCGAAAUACAAGCAGAACAGCAUGGACCCCUCCCAUCUCACCGUGCCACCGUUGGAGAAUCCCAAGUCGGUCAUUAGUCCAUCUACGGACAGAGGCUCCCCGCCACAUCGAAAUCCCAGUUCUGGACGUUCGUCGGCUUCGAAGAUCAGAAGGAGGAAUCGCUUGAUCACAUCGUGCCUUGAAUGCAGGCGUAGAAAGCUCAAAUGCGACAAAUCACAUCCAUGUUCCAACUGCACCAAGUUCGUGCGCGACUGCGUCUUCUUGGCCCCAGCCUUGGACGCAGCCUCGCAGCUCAAGCUAAAUGAAAUCAAGGAGAAGAUGGGCACGCUUGAGCGCACGCUUGAAGAAGAUAUCGCACGUCGCGCCAAAGCUGGCCCGCAGUCCGGCACAUCCUGCCAUGGACUCGGUGCAGAGCAAGACUCGAGUGGAGAGGACGAAGAGGAUAUCCCAGAGGACGAAAAGGAUCUUGAGCCGACGCCGCUAGCUGUUCACGACGUCGCAUACUACGAGGACGCGGACGACGACGUUGUGGAUCUCGGGGUGAUUGUAGGGAGAAUGCGGCUGACUGAGCGCUUAGGCGGCUUCGUACGUCCGAAAUUCUCUGAAGAGGUAAGCUAUGGCGAUGCUUAUAUGGCUCUCAGUAAACCAACGUGUCCUAGAUGAGCUACGUGCUGCGUGAAAGGACAGAAAAGGAGGCGCCGGCUUAUCCAACUGGCGACGGGUCUGGGAGCGCCGCUGUCAAAAAUGAGUUUGAUCUAGUAAAACCCGCGACGGACUUCAUUGCACCAUCGUCAAGUUUCUUCUUUGCUCCACAGCCUCAACGCUCUUCGUUCAUGAUGUACCUUCCCUCCAAAAACGUAGCUGAUAGCCUACUCGAGCACUAUUGGACUGCUGUGCACACAAUCUGUAGAGUAGUCCAUCGGCCUACGUUCGAGCGACAGUGGGUCUCGUUUUGGCAGCAAAUACAGACUGGAAUCGAACCACCUGCUUCGUUACAAGCUCUCGUCAUGGGCGCACUUCUCUCAUCGGUUGUAAGCCUGUCUGACCAAGCGAUUGAAAUGCAACUCGGCGUUUCAAAGAUGCAGCUGCUCCAGAGCUUCCAACAAGGAGCCGAAUCGGCCUUGUACCGAGCUAACUUCCUAAGGACGACUAAGCUGAUGACGCUGCAGGCUCUGGUCAUGUACCUGAUUCCACUUUGUCGGAGAGAGGUCACCAGAGCACAUUCAGCACUGACUGGCACGGCCAUACGACUUGCUGAAUGUAUGGGUCUUCAUCGCGACGGUACUCACUACGGCCUCUCUCCCGUUGAGGUCCACGUUCGUCGUAUUGUAUGGCAUCAGCUGUGUUUUCUUGACAUGAGAACGUGCGAGGCUACCGGCCCGCGACCUCAGAUUCAUCAGGACGAUUUUGACACGAAGCUUCCCCUGAACGUCAAUGACAUUGAUCUCGAGUCGGAGAAUCCACCGACUGAAGACUCAGACCAGUGGACUGACAUGACUCCCACCUUGAUGAGAUUCGAAGUGAACGAGAUGCAACGAUAUGCGUGGCGGGAGCGGAUCAGGUUAGAGAACAAGAAAACCUCACUGACGCACGCUCUGCGAAGAGUCCAAGACUUUGUCACGCGUAUGGACAAGAAGUAUUUGCCAAUGCUGAACAGACCAGAGCCGCUUGCGAAGAUGACGUUGCUGGUGUACAAAUGCAUGUCUUUGAAACUGCACGUAAUGCUCUUGCAUCGCUACAUGAGUGGGCACGGAAAGAAGAUGCCAGAGAGACUUCGCAAAAUCCUCCUCAACUCGGCGCUGCAGCAAACCGAGUGUGCCAUCACCAUCGAGACAGACCCUUCGCUUCGCAUGUGGGCCUGGUACAUCGGUGCCCUCCACCAGUAUCACAGUUCCCUGAUUCUGCUCUCGGAAACCUACGCGUCGAGCAUUCGAUACAACGAAGAUCGCAUCUGGAAGUGCCUCGAUUUUGUCUUCAACUGCCAGCCAAACCUGACGCGCAAGGAAAAGGCGAGGAUCAUCCUGACGGAGAUUGCACAGAAAACCGAGGUCUACAGUUCGUUGCGACGCGUGCGAGCGCCGCAGGAGAUGGAGAACGCAAUGGCUCGCACCGCCGCGGCGGCCCGUCCGCCGUACAAGACAGUGCAGCAGAGCAUAGUCAGCACCGUGCAGUCGACGCCUAGCCCGCCCGUUGUCAAGAUGGAAGGCCCACCGAUCGGAUCGCCGCCGACAGACGUUCAGUUUGGAGGCUGGAUUCCGAACAUGAACGAGCAGGCGACGUAUGCUUUAGCAGCACCGAGCGCAAAUGUCGGGCUUGAGUCAUCCGUCUCACCGAAAACAUCUGGAUCUGAAAGCACGGCGGAAGUCGUGAGAGGAAAAGACGAAAGGCUGAGCUCUUCUACAAGCCCGCCAGAUCCAAUGGUUGACGUCGACUGGAACGAAUGGGACAAGAUGUUCCCUCCCGACGUCAAUCUCUCCGACUUUGGCAAUCUACCUGAUUUUCAGUUUUCAACGCUGCUUCCAAAUAGCACACUGUAGAAAAUUCGACGAGAUACAGCCACGGGGAAAGUGGACAUCAUGAAGACAAAUUUUUUCGAUAAUAUAGUUAGUACAUUUGAUAGAUA
Molecule: messenger RNA, 3081 nt
Organism: Verruconis gallopava
Lineage: Eukaryota; Fungi; Ascomycota; Dothideomycetes; Venturiales; Sympoventuriaceae
Exons: 4
Coding region: 1118-2995 (625 amino acids)
Biological process (GO): DNA-templated transcription; regulation of DNA-templated transcription
Molecular function (GO): zinc ion binding; DNA-binding transcription factor activity, RNA polymerase II-specific; DNA binding
Source: RefSeq, a predicted model, not a curated record